GCUACCUCCGAGGUACUACCUUACCUGCCUGUGUACCUACUACCUAUACAGUUCCUGUCCACCGUACAACACCACUACCUGUACAACACCACUACCUGUACAACACCACUCCCUGUACAACCUACUCAUCAUCAACACCACCACCACCGUCACCACCACCAUACCAUGCGCGAUCCCUUUCGAGCACUGGCGCCGAAGCCACUCGAAGCCCUCUCCGUCCCUCUCGCCCGCGCCCUAAACCUCCCCGCUCUCCCGCUUCACGCCCAUGAGGUCCUGUUCGCCAUCACCUUCUAUGCCUUCCUGGCGCAGGUCGUGUCGCCUGCCGUCUCGCGUCGUGUGGUGCCGAGUAGAUAUGCGCUGAUGGAUCGUCGCUCGCGCAUCAGCUGGAACGUACAUGUGGUCAGCUUCGUGCAGAGCUGUGUGGUGAAUGCGCUGAGUCUAUACAUCAUCUGCUGUGACGAGGAGCGACAGUCGUGGCGCGGUGCUGACGCGUGGGAAUUGCGCAUCUGGGGUUAUACUGGCCUUAUUGGGCUGACUCAGAGUCUGGCGCUCGGCUACUUUCUGUGGGACUUGUACAUGUGUGUGCGCCAUGUGCACAUCUUUGGCUGGGGAAUGGUCGCCCAUGCUGUUGCGUCCAGUGCAAUGUUCACCCUCGGUUAUCGACCAUUCAUUCACUUCUACUGCCCUGUCUUUUUGCUCCAUGAGCUGUCUACCCCCUUCCUCAACGUCCACUGGUUCUGCGACAAGCUCGGUCUCACGGGUUCUAUCUAUCAGGCUGUCAAUGGAGGCUUUCUCAUCGUCACCUUCUUCGCCUGUCGUCUCGUGUGGGGAGCAUAUGGCUCGUGGGGAGUGUCCCAGGACAUCUAUCGAGCCAUCUUCUCAGAUAGCUACAUCACGUCUGACGCCUCGAGCGAGAAAAUUGCCGACUCGUUGCGCCAAGUGAGCCUUAUGGGCUCUGUGUUCCCAGCCACGGCGUCUCCGCAAGACCGGCGACUCCCUCUAUGGCUCGGGGUCAGCUAUCUGCUUUCGAACCUCAUCCUCACUCUGCUCAACAUGUUCUGGUUUUCGAAGAUGAUCGAGACCAUUCGAAAGCGCUUUGAUCCGCCCAUUGGAACAAGAAAAGCAGGCGCUGCGGGUAACGGGCGUAAAGACAAAUAGUCACCUGCUGAUGCUGAUGCUGAUGCUGCUGCUGCUGACAUGAUGAGCUACUCUAUGUCGUUUUCAUGCUUUCCGAAUCUUGGACAUGUACAUAGCAUUGCAGAGUAUACAAGUUGACCCAGGACAGGCUGUCGUUUCAUGUCUUUAUUGCGCUAGCCGAUGUGAGGUACCGUCAGGAUCCAGUCUGGAGAAGCGUACGCAGAUGCUGGCAGAGCCCGCAGCGAGACAAACGCUUCCACGACAACAUAGGUGCGGGCAACAAAGUACAAAGUCCCACCAAUGAACGCGAGCAAGUAUAUCAGGUUGCGACUCCAUUUGCGCACAUUGCCGUCCAGGAAGUCGUACCAGUACAACCAGACCGGACUCGCUACAUGGCCUAGGAAGUUCAGGAAGGACCACAGUAACCCGCUGAAGAUGAUAUACGAGGAGGAUGCUCUCCAGAACCAUGACUCGAUCACAGUGGGAAACUUCUCGUUCCAGCCUGCCAUAUGGAUGGCGCCAUACACGGUGGUCGCACACCACAUGACCAUUCCCAUGAGGUGGCCCUGCAUAUGUCGGAUUUGAUCAUCCCCGGGCCAGUUUCUCGGACGAUCGAUUACGAGUUCCUCGGACAUGAAAACCCAGUCUUGAGAUUGGUUCAUUGUCUCCGAUAGAUCUUCCAGGCUACGCCCCUUGAAGUGAAGUUGGAUAUUGGGUGGCAUUUCCGGAUACCGCUGCAGCGCCUCCCGAUAUCUCAAGUGCUCGGCGUUUUGCUCUGGAACUUUCAUCAUCUGCUUGAUGAUCGGGUAUUGCUCAAUGGCUUCACAGCAAUGUUUCCAUCUCGUUUGCUCCAUCGCGUCUGCCGUGGCAUGUGCUUGGUCUUUGUCAACGGCGAUUACCACGUCGCCCUCGGCUCGCGAAACGAUCUUUCCUUUCACUUGGCCUCCGCGACUCGAAAUUCCAUGAUCGGAGGAUAGUUUGGGCUCCGUGGCUGGGUCAGUGUCGGUUACAGCAUCGACUCCCACUCCAGAGUCGCUCGAUGCUUGCGGCGAUGGCGUCCUCUCGCAGCGAUACAUUACGCCUGCCAACUCAGUCUUGACUCCAAAGUUGCGGAGGAGGUCCUGCUUGCGUCGAGCGGGGCAGCUGACUUGACUGGACAUAUACAUGAAGGCCAGCAACGGACGAGCCCAUUCUCCGCGGAGGAUCGUGGGUUCGUUCACCCAUCUAGGUUUAUACCACCACAGUGAGUAGAUCAUGAGUGCGCACGCAACGUGAGCAAGAGUAUUGACCUCUAAAGGCGUGAUUGGGAGCUUUACCGCCAGGCGUGUAAUGGCCGAUGCUAUCGUCCAUAUGAUCUGAACGCAGCAUAUAAGCUUGCCCGUACCGUCUGUCUUGCUUUUGUCGAGGAUAUCCUGCUUAUUGACAAUCGGGAGAAGGCCACACCGUGCCAGGAGCUGUACGCCGCGAGGGGUCACAUGAAGCCGAUCGAAUCCUGGAAUGAACGGCUCACCAUCGAGAUCGGAAUCUGUGAGGUCGAAGACAAACCCACCCAUACCGACGUAGAAGCUGUGGACGAUGGUCCAGUCUCUCGCGGCGGUGUAUGUCUUUUCCGUUUGAGUAGCCUAGUGAUAUCAGCGUCGAAAUGCGCACUGCUGCUCUAACAGCAAUGGACUCACCUCGUGCACAGACUGCGUCAGUACGCGAGCAGAAAGGUACUGUCGCCAUGCCACCCAUAUUAGUAUUUCAGGCGCGAACAGCCCCACAAUACUCCAUUUGAAGUACCUGACCGUGUACUGCGUGGAACUUUCGCCCGGCUUGGGCAAGUCGAGAUGGAUUGCCGACCAGACACAUAACGACAGGGUCAGCAAGCAGGUAAACAGUAUGCUCAGUGUUCCACGGCCAUCAGGAGAGUCGACGAAGCCCACGAGGGUGUCGUUGGUAGAGGUUGGGUGAUGGAAAGAGAUCUCGACAGUCAUGUUUGUUUCCCACUCGAAAGACAGAUCUUCUUUUUGGAGGGAUUCGGCUAUGUUAUG
Messenger RNA from Sphaerulina musiva SO2202, 3170 nucleotides. RefSeq names its product DUF887-domain-containing protein. Bases 166 to 1158 code for a protein of 330 amino acids. Gene Ontology annotation, biological process: lipid homeostasis. NCBI's taxonomy places the organism in Eukaryota, Fungi, Ascomycota, Dothideomycetes, Mycosphaerellales, Mycosphaerellaceae. The record is from RefSeq and is a predicted model, not a curated record. The transcript is spliced from 2 exons. Gene Ontology annotation, cellular component: membrane; endoplasmic reticulum.